ACUGUCAGUGUUGGGGUUCUGUACUUUAUACGGAAGUAUCGAGGAACUGCACUUCAGAAAAUUAAGAAAAACAGUUCUUGUGGAGACGAUUCUCUUCUUGAGAAGGUUGCGGUCGUAAAUUCUUUCAGUGAAUGUCAAAUUGUGGCAAGAACGUUACAGAGAAAAUGCGCAAACUUCCGUGUUCUCGGUUUUGACUGUGAGUGGGUAACUGACUUUGGAAAACGUAGGCCAGUUGCUCUAAUGCAGCUAGCAACAGGAGAUGGCUUUUGUGCUCUCGUUCGUCUGUGCCACCUGAAACAACUUCCACAUUGUCUUCAAGAAAUACUUGAAGAUGCUACUGUCUUUAAAGUUGGUGUGGUUCCAUCUGAUGAUGCUUCAUACUUAAUGAAAGAUUAUGGUAUUACAGUGCGCGGGUGUUUGGACUUGCGUCAUUUGAUGGCGCAGAGUGGCACGGUGUCUCGUGGUGGACUUGCCGGAAUGGCACAGAAUUUACUGGGGAUUAAACUUGAUAAAAAUUGGCGCAUUCGCUGCAGCGACUGGGAGGCUCCUGUUUUAGAACCCCACCAGGUGCGUUACGCAUCACAAGACGCGCUGGUCGCUGUUGACAUGUUCGAUAAGUUGAUCCAGCGUGAGUUGAGACCUUGGUGGCACUUCUGGGGUCCAGUAGAACCUAAGUGGGCAAGAAUUAUUGAGCUCUGCCAAAUUUAUGUUGAUGUUAAGUACAAGGACAGGCCCAAACAAGGUGAAAGUUCUUGUGCUCGACUGCAGAAUGGAAGUAGCCAACCUCUGCAGCAGGCCAGUAAGCACACCAUGAAACCGUCGUCACGAGCGUACUCGACACGGCAGAAGCCGCUGUAUGAAAACUGUAUUCUCCAAGCCCCUGAUGGAGAAGUCCUUAGUACCUGUGACCGCAAGAAAAUUGAAUGGUAUUUAUUCAAGAAGUUGGGAGUAAAAGUACGUGAUAAUCCCCUCACUGUUCGACUCCUGUUUGAGCCAGCGGGACGAGCUGUGGAUGAAGUUGGACGGUACUACACGCAGGAAAAAGCUAACCGUUGUGUAGUUUGCGGCAAGAAUGAGUCAUAUAUCCGAAAGUGCAUUGUGCCCCGUGAAUACCGCAAACAUUUCCCCGUUGUGAUGAAAGACCACAUUUCACAUGAUGUUCUUCUGUUGUGUCUGGACUGUCACUUAAAGAGCAGCAGUUUUGAUGUCGCGCUGCGUCAGCAGCUUGCGGUUGAAUGCAACUCACCAAUUGGUAGCUGUGAUGAUGUUAAGAUGUUUGAUGUUACAAAUCUGAAACGUGUGCGCUCUGCUGCACGUGCCUUACUGUCGCCAGAUGAAAACAAGAUUCCUCUUAAGCGUAAGAAGGAGCUUCAAGAGAUUGUACUGCAGCAUUUUGGUGCUGAAUAUGGGACAGAACUCUCAAGAGACAUGCUCCAGAAGGCGAACGAGAUUGUCGUCAGUGUGAUGAACGAAAACUACGAGCCUCAUGGUCUGCGCGUGGUGAUGCACUUUUCAAACCCAAUGAAUGACGGUUUAAUGUAUUUAGAGCAGAGGUGGCGAGAACAUUUUCUCACAAUGAUGCGACCACGCUACCUUCCUGCUCUGUGGUCUGUGCAACACAAUCAUCAACGUCUGAAGCAGCGUAUUGCUGAAGGUCUUAUCCAGCCGGAAGAAGCUGGUGUCAGUGGCAUCAAUCUGGAUGAAUCCUGAGUUCCCAGGUUCAAAUCUUGAUCCAAACACCAGCCAUCUAAACUGAGGUGUUCUAUAGUUUUCCUCAGUCAUCCAGGAACAUGCCGGAACAAUACCUCAAAACUUUGACGAUGGCCACUUCCUUUUGUAUCCUUUCCAUUUCAUUUCUUCAUGAAUCAUCAUUUCACUUUGUAGUCUGUGUUAUUGUCAUUAUCAUUAAAUAAAUCAUAUUUUAGUAAAAUGGACGUGUGUGUGUGUGUGAAAAUAUAAUAUGAUGCGUACUUCAUGCUAGCUCAUGACUCAUCCAUCAUUGUUUAGAUUGUGAAUUUAAAGAAAAAUAUAUCGCUGUGUAUUUCA
Molecule: messenger RNA, 2046 nt
Organism: Zootermopsis nevadensis
Lineage: Eukaryota; Metazoa; Arthropoda; Insecta; Blattodea; Termopsidae
Gene: Exd2
Product: Exonuclease 3'-5' domain-containing 2
Biological process (GO): nucleobase-containing compound metabolic process
Cellular component (GO): nucleus; cytoplasm
Molecular function (GO): nucleic acid binding; 3'-5' exonuclease activity
Source: RefSeq, a predicted model, not a curated record